Messenger RNA from Grosmannia clavigera kw1407, 615 nucleotides. Its product is annotated as arp2 3 complex subunit. Bases 1 to 615 code for a protein of 204 amino acids. Lineage: Eukaryota; Fungi; Ascomycota; Sordariomycetes; Ophiostomatales; Ophiostomataceae. Gene Ontology annotation, biological process: Arp2/3 complex-mediated actin nucleation; regulation of actin filament polymerization. The transcript is spliced from 2 exons. Gene Ontology annotation, cellular component: Arp2/3 protein complex; actin cytoskeleton; cytoplasm. The record is from RefSeq and is a predicted model, not a curated record. Gene Ontology annotation, molecular function: actin filament binding.
AUGUCUAUCAUCCAGCAGGUGUCGGAUUCGUCGUUCAGCGAUGCCUGGCGCACGAUCAACAUCGAUGCCCUCGAGGAGGACAGCCCAUACAACUUUGACACGUCCAUCAUGCGGCCGCCCGUGGCCGAGAUCAGCGAGGCCGAGGUGCGUCAGCUGUCCAGCCAGGUGCGACAGCUGCUGCGUGCGGGCGACAACGACGGCGCCCUGCGCGGCUGUUUGGAGAUGCCGGUCUAUGCCGGCUCCGACGCGGCCAAGGAGGCGGCGAUGCAGACGGUUGUCGAGGUGCUGCAGUCGAUCAAGGCGAGCGAGAUGAACCCGCUGUUGUCGCGGCUGUACGCGUCGGAGAACGGCAGCGAGCUGCUGGAUGUGCUGAUGAAGUACCUAUACAAGGGCAUGGCCUCUUCGGCGGCACCGGCUAGCAGCGGACCGCGCACUCCGACUCGCGGUAUCACGCCGCAGCAGACGGGCUUCAGCCAGAUGAGCGGACGACCGGGUGGUAUGAACGAUAACUCGGCCGGUGGCAUGAGCGUGUUGCUCAGCUGGCACGAAAAGGUGGUGGAGGUGGCCGGGGUCGGAAGCAUACAGCGCACGAUGACCGACUGGCGGAGGGUGUGA